This is a messenger RNA of Mizuhopecten yessoensis (Yesso scallop), 1464 nucleotides long. RefSeq lists its product as uncharacterized. Bases 328 to 1275 code for a protein of 315 amino acids. The record is from RefSeq and is a predicted model, not a curated record. The transcript has 7 exons. Lineage: Eukaryota; Metazoa; Mollusca; Bivalvia; Pectinida; Pectinidae.
AACGGGCGGGACAUUUAUGGCUGCAGAUCAUGUUUACAACAUCACGGGAUCCCGUCUGGCCUAGGUGUUUACUCUAACAUUGGCGACCCUGUCAAUAAACAGUUACACGCUCUCUGGCCUGGCAUCCACCUCUACUAACAUAGCGUGAAUUUACCAUUCCCCCCGUCACGCCAAGUGGACCGGUACAGCUCAUGAUCAUCGCGUGCUGUGGAAUAGAGAUCGUUCAACUUAUGAAAAAUUGAGAUGGUCCGACAUUCUCUAAUAAGCAUUAAGUUAAUGACUGAUGUGUGAUGUUAGUUUGGUUACCCCUCACAACCACACGGUACAAUGAUGGAGCAGAGCCGGAGAGAGAGGGAUGGGUCACCGGACUCCUUCUGUUCGGACAAAUGGACACCCCACCCUCAACGUCCGUAUUCGGACGUACAGAAGAUGAGAAAUCAAGCUAUAGUGAAACAAUUAUUAAGGGAAUUCGACAUGGAGGAGACUGUAACACGCUACAGAGUCAAGGACUCGCACGAGUUUGUCUUAGACGAGCGCGACUUCAGCGUGGAUGUUUCACAUUCCACAAUGCGGAUACGCCACAACUUACAGCGACUGAUGGGUACUGACGUCAUCAGGCUCAACGAUCGCAACUACACAGAGACUUUGCUGCGCAUGCUCCAGGAAGAUUAUGAGGCUAAUCUGGACAAGAAGGAGAAGGCGUUGGAGGAUGCAGAGAAACAAAGACUCCGGAAGCUGAUGCUGGAGGGUACCAUAACAGUUAGUAUGAUGGAACAUCCGGACGGUAAACACAAGCGCUCUAAGAAGAGGAAGCACAAACGGAAGGAUAAUGCACACACCAAAAAGAAGGUCGGCCAUCCGUCCAUCAUGCAUGACGACAGUCCAUAUUACCAGCACGUAGCCGAGAGGUCCGAGCUUUCUCCGCACUCCAUGGAUAAGAUUCAGUGCGUGGUUUCACAGAUGGAACUCAUCGAAAAUAAAGAUGCAGAGGAGAGUCAGAAGGAGAAUGAAGGCGAUCGGACAAACGGGGAUGAAGAAGUGUCAACAGGGAGCUCACAUGGGAACAGUCCCCGUGAACGAAGCAUGAAAAAACAGGUACAGUGGUCCAAACCUAAAAGGCAGGUGAACUCUGGCGAUAGGACCGUAGCUAAAUCAACACCACGUAACUAUCCGAAGGGGAAAUUCUCGAAGAAAGAAUCUCCACUUCUGCACGAGUUCCGAGAAGAAGAGACUGUGGAUGGUCUGUAUAGGCUAGCGGAGAGGCUGGUAUUGUGAUACGAGUCCGACGGAUCGACGAAGCUGUGUAAGGAACUCGAGAGUGCUGAUAGCCUUAAUUGUAAAUAACAAAAACGAAUCACAGAUUUAUUCAUGUUUCCAAACAAAAGAAAUCUGAAGAAUUAAAUGUAUCGUUAUUGGAAAUAUAAUCCAUGUGUAUUGUAUUUCAUGGAAUAGAUAAAUAUAUUG